Galendromus occidentalis (western predatory mite) is the source of this 2150-nucleotide messenger RNA. Its product is annotated as long-chain fatty acid transport protein 4. NCBI's taxonomy places the organism in Eukaryota, Metazoa, Arthropoda, Arachnida, Mesostigmata, Phytoseiidae. The record is from RefSeq and is a predicted model, not a curated record. Gene Ontology annotation, cellular component: plasma membrane; endoplasmic reticulum membrane. Gene Ontology annotation, biological process: long-chain fatty acid metabolic process; long-chain fatty acid import into cell. The transcript has 10 exons. The coding region runs from base 53 to 1981 and encodes 642 amino acids. Gene Ontology annotation, molecular function: long-chain fatty acid-CoA ligase activity; long-chain fatty acid transmembrane transporter activity.
CGUUCACCGGUUUUUGUGGUGUAGAAAACGACGGCAACGGCAGGCCCUGAUAAUGUGGCUUAAAAUAGCAGGUGCGUGUGGGGUAUUGGCAGGGGCGGCGGCAUCACAGGCUACAUUAGGCCAAAUGGCUCUUUUAAUGUUGACCUAUUACGCGGCUACAGGGGGCUGGAGGUUUCUGUGGAUCGUCUGGGUCACCGGAUGGCGCGAUCUGAGAGGAUUGGUUCGACUCAUUCGCACAGCGUUGUACUUCCGACGGGCUCUGAGGCACAAUCUAACCGUCGUCCAAAUCUUCGAGGAUACGGCAAAGAGAAAUCCCGAUAAAAUUGCAUUCCGGACAGAAGACAAGCAAUGGACCUUCCGAGAGGUCAAAGAGUCGGUUAAUCGAGUGGCUAAUUGCUUCCUACAACUCGGCUUCAAACCCGGAGAUGAAGUCUGUAUAUUUAUGGAUUCUCGACCCGAGUUCGUGAUGAUGUGGCUCGGUUUGUCGAAGAUUGGAGUGGUAUCUGCGCUCGUGAACAACAAUCUCCGCCUGCAACCCUUGAUUCAUUCUCUGCUGAGCGUUCCAGCGAAAGCCGUGAUAUUCGGCACUCCUCAGGUUCAAGGCAUCAAUGACAUCACUUCGGAGCUCUUGAAGGAGAAACCGGAAUUGAAAUUCUUCUGUUUCGGGAUUGCCGAUGUCGCUCCCGAGUUACACUCUAUGAACCUCGAAAAACUGCUUGAAACCAGCUCCGCCGCCGAACCGAGAACGACUCACAAAGGAUCGGUACAUGACAAAUUGGUUUACAUCUACACCUCUGGGACUACUGGACUUCCGAAAGCGGCCAUCAUUAAAAAUUCGCGCUUCAUUUCAAUGACUUCCAUAACUAACAGCAUCAUGCCCGCCAAAUCGUCUGAUGUGUUUUACACCUGUCUGCCCCUCUAUCACACGGCGGGUGGUAUCGUAUCGGUCGGUCAGGCGAUCCUAUAUGGAAACACCGUGUGUAUACGACCAAAAUUUUCCGCUUCAAAGUUCUGGGACGAUUGCAUCAAAUUUGAUGCCACAGUGACCCAGUACAUCGGUGAAAUCUGUCGAUAUCUUCUCGCACAACCGGAGAGACCCCAAGACAAACAGCACAAAGUUCGCAUGAUGUUCGGCAAUGGACUCCGACCCCAGAUCUGGACGGAAUUCUCGGAGAGAUUCAAUGUGAAAAACCUCCGAGAAUUCUACGGCUCGACGGAAGGCAAUGCUCACGUCAUGAACAUUGACAACACGGUCGGUGCCGUCGGUUUCGUAUCGCGCAUUGCUGAGAAUGUACACCCCGUACGCUUGAUUCGGAUAGACGAGGCCACUGGUUUACCGCUCCGGAAUAAAAAAGGACUGUGUGUUCCGUGUCGACCCGGACAAGUCGGGGAGCUCGUCGGGGUGAUCCGCGUAAAUGAUCAUAUUCAUUCGUUCGACGGCUAUGCUUCGGAGAAAGCCACUUCAAAGAAGAUGUAUAGGGACGUUUUCAAGAAAAACGAUGCUGCCUUCGCUUCCGGGGACUUGCUCGUCAUGGACGAGUAUGGGUAUCUGUUUUUCAAAGACAGGACAGGUGAUACUUUCCGGUGGAAAGGCGAGAAUGUCUCCACAUCGGAAGUCGAAGGGAUCGUUUCCAGGAUCUUGAAGAUGGCCGAUGUUGUCUGCUAUGGAGUUCAGAUCCCUGGGUCUGAAGGUAGAGCCGGGAUGGUCGCGGUGGAUGACGCCGAUGAUUCGAUCGACCUGAGCAAAUUCUCGGAAGAGGCCAAACUGUGCCUGCCAGCAUAUGCGAUCCCAUUAUUCGUUCGUAAACUCAGUCAAAUAGAUAGAACAGGAACAUACAAGCUCAAGAAAGUCGAACUGCAAAAAGAAGGCUUCGACAUCAAUGUGGUCAAAGAUCCUAUCUACUUCCUGCAUAAUGGGACUUACGUCAGGCUCGACCGAGAGCUGUAUACUUCGAUACAGUAUGCGAAGAUCCGUCUCUGAAUCUCGAUCCACGAUCGCACGGGGCUUAGGGAGAUGGUCUCCUUUCCAGACUCAAUCAGUGUAUUUAUUAAGCAUACGAUCUGAUGGCUCAAGGCCCCUAUCACAAAUGGUUAAGUGCCUUACCUGACUUUUUGUGAGUUCGUAAUGGCCGCCUAUUGAUUUUGGGUUU